GAUUUCUGUUCCAGAGCAAAGGUCACUUAGCUGCUUGAAUCAGCCUUUUUUUUUUCUUCCUCAACUUUGUUUCCUUGAUAAGGAAGGUCAGCUUUGCAAAGUCAAAGGUGCCUCUUAUCAUCUCCUGCUUUCUACAAAUAGUUCUGUGAACCAGAACGUUCCUGUGAAAGAUGGCGGGGAAUUCUAUCCUGCUGGCUGCUGUCUCUAUUCUCUCUGUCUGUCAGCAAAGUUAUUUUGCUUUGCAUGUUGGAAAAGCAAGAUCAAAAUACAAAGUUACACCUCCAGCAGUCACUGGGUCACUAGAGUUUGAGAGAAUAUUUCGUGCACAACAAAACUGUGUGGAGUUUUAUCCCAUAUUCCUGAUUACAUUGUGGAUGGCUGGAUGGUAUUUUAACCAAGUUUUUGCUACUUGUCUGGGUCUGGUGUACAUAUAUGCCCGUCACCUGUUCUUCUGGGGAUAUUCAGAAGCUGCUAAAAAGAGGACUGUUGUCAGCGCCCUGGGAAUUGCAAACAACUUUCUGGAUGAAUAUCUAGACCUCAAAGUUGCCAAGAAACUGAAGUCGAGCUUCUAACUUUUUCUCUUCCCUUUCCAUUAAUGCUUGCAGAAGCUAUUUCUACCCUGAUGGUAAUAUGGCGUCAUAAGUUAAAUAAAUAAAGAAUUUAUUCUGUUUUUCUUGAAA
Otolemur garnettii (small-eared galago) is the source of this 680-nucleotide messenger RNA. It is a transcript of the gene MGST2, whose product is annotated as microsomal glutathione S-transferase 2. Gene Ontology annotation, molecular function: glutathione transferase activity; glutathione peroxidase activity; leukotriene-C4 synthase activity. The transcript has 5 exons. Gene Ontology annotation, cellular component: nuclear envelope; endoplasmic reticulum; membrane. Gene Ontology annotation, biological process: leukotriene biosynthetic process. NCBI's taxonomy places the organism in Eukaryota, Metazoa, Chordata, Mammalia, Primates, Galagidae. The coding region runs from base 171 to 572 and encodes 133 amino acids. The record is from RefSeq and is a predicted model, not a curated record.